This is a messenger RNA of Chelonus insularis, 828 nucleotides long. It is a transcript of the gene purple, whose product is annotated as 6-pyruvoyl tetrahydrobiopterin synthase purple. Gene Ontology annotation, molecular function: 6-pyruvoyltetrahydropterin synthase activity. The transcript is spliced from 3 exons. Bases 142 to 585 code for a protein of 147 amino acids. Gene Ontology annotation, cellular component: mitochondrion. The record is from RefSeq and is a predicted model, not a curated record. Lineage: Eukaryota; Metazoa; Arthropoda; Insecta; Hymenoptera; Braconidae. Gene Ontology annotation, biological process: tetrahydrobiopterin biosynthetic process.
UGGUUUUUUAAAUGGCAUUGAAAGUAUUCAUUUUUCUCAUUUUCAAUCAAUAAGUGAAAUAAUAAUAUUUUUGUUAAAUAAUAUUAAUUAAAAUUUUCAAAUUAAUCAACAGAUCAAAAAAAUAUUGUUAAAAUAUAAAAAAUGAGUCCAAUUGCAUAUCUAACAAGAAAAGAGUCCAUUUCUUGUGCUCAUCGCCUCCACAGUCCACAUUUGACUGAUGAAGAAAAUCAAUCUAUUUAUGGAAAAUGCAAUAACUUAUGGGGACAUGGCCACAAUUACACUGUUGAAGUAACAGUACGAGGACCAGUUAAUCCAACUACAGGAAUGGUUAUGAAUAUUACUGACCUCAAAUGUUACAUGAAAAAGGUAUUGAUGGAACAAUUAGACCAUAAAAAUCUUGACCAAGAUGUUCCAUACUUUAAAACAACUGUUAGUACAACUGAAAAUUUAGCUAUUUACAUUUUCGAUGAGUUAAAAACACUAAUGCCUGAUCCUAGUUUACUUUAUGAGGUCAAAGUUUUUGAAACUGAUAAAAAUACUGUUUCAUAUCGUGGAAAUGAUAGUAUUUUUCUUCGUUCAACAUAAUGAAUGGUAAUCUAGGAGAUAUAAAAGAGAAAAAUUAAUUUUUAACAUGAUUUUAAAAUAUUUUUUUAAAUAAAGAAGUUUAAGAAUUCUUAUUAUUUAAAACAUUUGAGCGGAAGCAUUGAUAAUACAUGGUGGUGUAAAUUUCACAAACUUGAUAGUAUUUUUUAUAUUGAUAUAUGUGGAAGAAAUUGUGAUAAGAAUUCCUAUUAUAACAACAAAAUAACCGAACCAGUUCAUCAAUUG